AUGUGUCGAAGGAAGAUCAAGAUAAAAGUACUUCAACUGUUCAUAGUAAACAAUGUGUUGGCAAAUCAAACUUAUCUCUUUCAACGAUCAAGACGAUAUUGGAAUUACUCUCAGAUGAAGCUGUAAGUGAAUGCAGGCAUGACAACAUUUUUCAUUCAGUUACCACCGUCGUUCGAUGACUCAAAUUCAUCUAUGGUUGAGUCAGAUGAUCAAACGAUGUGAAAUUGAUCUAUGAUUGACCAAAAUUGGCCAAACCUGCGAAAGCAUUCACGAAAAAGUCUUAGGUUUCGACACGUUUUUACAACCCAGGCCUAAAAUAAUGAAAGAGUACCAGCAAAAUUACCAUGCUUGCAAGUGUUAUAAUAACUAGUAAUGUUUUGUUUAGGGAUUUUUAGUUGAAGCGAAGUUAAACAGACUACUUGCUCCGCUUGAGAAGGACGAGCAAUCCCUAAUGAGGCUUGAUGCCAUUUUUGCAGUAAGAAUUUUGUUUUAUGUUUUUUUCUGUGUUGGUGUAAUGUACUCAGGUGAAUACGAUGUGGGUAUACACUCGGAGUAACAUCACAAGCAUCAAUUUUGUUUUAUUUACUUGUUUCAAUUAGUCUGAUGAUAAAAACCGUUGUUGAUGUUGUGUUUCAGGCGUUGGGCGUGGAGAAUGAAAAUGAUAUAUACAACUUAAGAUAUUUCUUUGUUGGUGAAAAUGACACGAAAAAUAUUGUUGACGUAGAUGAAUGGUAAGAUUAAUUGAAAUUUGAGACGUUCUCUGGCCAUUUUGUGUUCGGCUAUCACACCUAUAGAGUAAUUAACUAACUCGUUGAUUGAUGAUGAGAGAAUUGAAACAUAGGAUUCGAAGGCUAAAUCACUAAGUUCUGCAAAAGGUAAGUGUUUUCUCAAAAAUGAAACAAUUAUCGCGAAGCAAAUCAACAAGAAAAUAAAAAUUUGAUUUUUUUAGUUGUUCCCGAGCUUAUUCACCCUAACGAAGUCGUCACGAAGUUAAGAAAUUUCGUUGAAGAAAAUCAUCAAGUUUUGAAGUGAGUACUGAUCAACAAAACCAAGUCCUUACCAGUUAGCUCCAUGUAUAUUUAUUUAUUAUGCUUUGCCAAUUUAACAUCACUGCACAAACACAAGAAUAUACUAAAUAUAAAUACAACCUGUCAAUCAUAGCAGGGUAUAUGCUACAGCUUACGCCAAUUACAACAACCCUUACAAAACGAACAUGACACAUUUUUCAUUAGAUCUUUAGUAACAUAAAAAGCCUCUUUCAAGCUAUGAUGAAAUUUUUGUCUAAACUUAUCUAGAUCAAAAUUUUGCUCAUUUGGGAAUAGGCCCAUUGAGUAUUAACCCUCGUAUUAUCAUACUAUAAGAAUAGCCUACUACAGUGCUUGCUCCAGUAUAUAUAGAGUUCAAUGGGACUUACCAUAAUUCUAACCUCGAAUGCUACGUUGUGUUUAUUAGAGAAUCAAAGAAAACUACAUUCAAGAAUGCUUGUCCGGAUGCAGGUCGUAAUGCGAGGUAUAAGCUUGAAUAAAGAGAUCGCAAUGGAAAGUUGGGAGCUUACAAGCGACGUUUUUAACUCGGACGUCAAAUUACCGAAUCAGCCUCUACGGCCUUUACUUUGGUUUACUUAUACAAAAGCGCUAUAAGGUGUUCUGCAUACCUUAGAUAUCUUAUAUACACUAGAUAGUGCAUCUAAUUAUUCUGCAAUUAAAAAAUUGAAGCCGUGAUUGCAGACUCAGGAUAUUCCCAUGAAAUGAGAAGACUCGUAUGUUUUCUAUUUUUUAAACAGGGAACUUAAACAUUAAGUUACUCUCUAUUUCAAUUUGCUUUUCAAAACUGACUUCCAUUGUUUACUUGUAAAUUCGGAAUGUUCGUUGUAAUGUUCCGAAGUUUGUUUCGACGUUCGUUACGAUGAUUUACGAUGAUUCAAUAGCAAGCGAUUUGAUUGGCUGGUUCACUUAACUACCCAAUUACAACUUACUAAACUUGAUUAUCGUAAAUCAUCGGAACGAACUUCGAAACAAACUUCGGAACUUUACAACGAACAUUUGGAAUUUACAAGUAAACAUUGGAAGUCAGUUUUGAAAAGCAAAUUGAAAUCGAGAGUAAACCUGUAUUCCAAAUACAUUUUUAAACUAUUCAAAUGAUGAAAGUUAUUGUUUUUUAAGCGUUUAUUAGCGAGUGGGAAACUUCAACAUGGCCGCCAUCUAUUCAAAUGGGGGUAACCGCUGGAAUAUUCUUGGCUUCAAUUUUACUAAAAGAAAUGCGCUAUCUAGUGUACAUAAGACAUUUUCUAUAUGGUUCUGACGCAAGCCUACAAGGCCUGAAUAUAAAGAAUUGUCUUAAUUAAAUAAUAAUUGUUUCUGAUUAUUUUUGUUAGUUGGAAUGCAGAGUAUUGGGAAAAAAUGACGAGCGUGAUUGAUAGUUCUAAGCAACAUGUCUGGGAUGCAUUGAGUGAAGGUUUUGAGAAAUAUCUUUCUGUGUUGACUGAACGCGCUGCUUUGAUUCAAGAAACUGAUGCUCUAGAACAACAGGUAAUAGUUCACACACGCUUGCUAUACGUCCCACAAGCCUUCAUAAUAUGAAAUCCAUGUGGAAUUCACUGGAAAAAAAGUGAAAUCCAUACUACGAAAUUUGCAAUUGCACCACUAAAUCCAUAGUAUACCAUCCUAUUUUGAUACUAUAUCCAUAAUAUGGAAAAUAUACAAUUAUUAUGGAUAACCAAAAUUCAUUCUAUUUUCAAUAAAGGUCCAUACAAUUUCCAUUCUAUGACCUUCUAUGGAUUUUCAAUUUUUUCCAGUGAUUGGGACACCGCACAUUUGGAUCUCACAUUUGAAAUCAACGUGUGGAUUUGGGAUACGACACAUGUUGAAUCAACGUGUGAAAUAAGCUUUCGUAUAUGUAACGGCUGAUUUGUCCACUGUUGCGUUUUUCGUACGCACGUACACACACGUAAAACAUUCAAUCCUUCUAUUUUUUAAAAAUUUAAAAAAUAAGUUAACAAAUGCAUACUAAAACUUGCGGAACACUAAAUACUGUUGCUUUAUUUAUUUGGUUAUUUCAUAAGUAACAUUUAAACGGAUUUGGAUUUAUUAAAAUAAUUACAUCGCAGCUUUACAGCUGAAUUGCGUAAUUUACAAUUUGCUAAUUGGACAAGAAAAUUUGAUAUAUUACAUGAAUAAUUUACUAUUUUAAUAGUGAUUACAGUAAAAAGUUUAAAAGGUUAAUUUACUCUAAUAAUUGUAUGUGUAUUUACUCAAACAAUUGUAUGACUAUUGUAAUAGUAAUUACGAUAAAAAGUUUAAAGGGCUAAUUUACACUAAUAAUUGUAUACGAACAUCCAAUAAAUAAACACCAAGUUUCAUGCGCUACACAUAGAGAAGAUAAAGGAAUUCAUUGUUGUAUUAGUCAUGAUUUGUGGGGGUUGAAGUUCCUUUGAUUUCUCAGGUUAUAAUUCGUGUUAUAUCUUGCUGGUAAUAAGCUAUUAAGUUUGUGAUCAGGAUUAAGAAUAAUAGACUUAAAAAGUUUGUCACAUAAAUAUUCAUGAUGAUCCUUCAUGGGCUUAAUAUCUAAUCGUUCCAAACCUGUUAGAUAGUCAACUUCCGGCAUAAUAAUUGGUAUAGCUCUUUUCUCGAGACGCACUAACUCACGCUUCAGAUAUUGGGGGAGACAAUGGUAAAAGGCAGGAAUCGCGUAAUCCACAACUGACCUGACACACGACGUAUAGAACAGCGCUAAAUCUUGUGGUGGAACUCUCGCCCGUUUUAAUUGCACUAUUUGAAAUCUAUCGGUGAGAAAAUCAAUUAUCCAGUUUAUAACACUUGGAGGUAAUUCCAAUCUGCUUGGUUUAUCAAUCAGUAUACCGUGGUCGAUUAAGUCGAAUGCUUUACUGUAGUCAAACAGAAUUGUCCUAAUGGUUGAGCCAUUUCCAUCUGUUCCUAAAAACCAGUAAUGUAACAUAUUAAUUAGCGCGAUAAUAGUAGAUGAAUUCGGGAUUGUUCCGUUCUGGUUUGGGUCGAUAACUUUUAAAAUGGCAGGCUUCACGUAAUCCUCAACCACAAACCCAUCCGCAACCUUGGAUACGCUAGGGGUUAACGAGAUUGGUCUUAAGUCUUUCUUUAGGUCCUUAACCGGCUUCUUCUUGGGCAGUGGUGAUACAUCUUCCAGCAUGCAGGCAAUUGCUGUUCACGAUAUGAAGUAUUAAUAAUAUUCAUAAUUGGGAGAGCAACAAUUCUGGAAUAAUCUCUUAGGAGCCAAUUUGGAAUGUUAUCAGGACCAGACGCUUUUCCAGGGUUGAGUUUUGCUAGGGCCUUCUCUACGCGCAUUUCUGUCACAGUUAGGACCUCCGUUGAUUCUUCCAAGUCGCGGCAUGGUGGUGGAACGACCAAUCUGUACUCCUCAAUGGGCUCCAAGAAAGCUGUAUUAAUGAUAUUUGCCUGUUCACGUUGUGGAAAGUUAGAGAACUCGUCGAUUUUUAUUUGACUGGACAGAUCGCUGUUCUUUUCUUUCAUACCACUUAAACGUUUCGCUUCACUCCACCAUCUCUUAGGGUUCUCACCCUUAAGAUUUUGUAUGUUUGAUUCAUAAUACUUCCCUCUGCAUGCCUUUCUUUCACGGUUGACUAAAUUCCUGUAGUAUUUAAAAUCAAGGGAACCGUUUCCAUUCUUAUUAAACGCCUUUUGGCAAUCAAGGACUUUCAUUUCUUAUUCAUCCAUGGUGCAUCAACAGUGCUGACUUCCAUACGUUUUUCCGGCAUUAAUAAGUUAAGCCCAUUGUGUAUUACUUCAUGGAAAACCAACCACUUUUCCUCACUACUAUCCAAGGGAGCAAACAACUGUGACCAAUCAAAGAGGCUCAAAUAUCUUCCCAUUUCAGCUUUACGACUUGCCCGAUAGUCCCGUCUUAUUAUUACUUUCUUAUUGUUGCCUUUUGGCGCUAUGACAUUAGGCUCUGCGACAAUAGUGUUAUGGUCAGACAGACCGAAAGGUGCAUAUGCUUUCGGUGCACAAAAGAACAUAUGCAUAUUCGUUAACAUGAGGUCUAAAAAACGUUAACAUGAGGUCUAAAAAUUUAAAGUUUUACCUGCGUAUACGUGCGUAUGAAAAACGCAACAGUGGAAAUCAGCCUUAAAACAGAAACCACAUGUGAAAUUUUGGGAAGCGUCAUUUUGUUUUUGCGAAAAAAGUGGUUUAUAUAAUUUACGAAUUCUUUACAUGAGAUUCAUUCAAACCCAGUGCAAUAGUAGCCUACUACUUUUGGGAGUCUGGGACUGCGCGCAGGCUAGUGCAAUAAUCGCCAAAAUGUAAUUAUGACCUACCACACUGUUGAGGAAAGUAUGGCACGUUGACCAUAGAGUCUCGCUUUCGUGAUUGAGACAUAAGGCUUACACACGAAAACGAGGCUCCAUAUCCAAAAUGACGUACUUUCCGAAAGGGUGUAUUGCAUUGAGAAGCAUUUCUUUCAGCAUUGUGGACCAUUUUGAUCCUAACUUUAAUCUUUACUUCAAUCCUAUUUAUCCUAACUUUACUUUUACUCUAACUAAAACUUCUAUCCCCUAGUUCCCGAAAUGUCACUUACAAAAAAGUAUUUUAUUUCAGAACUCAGAAUUACGGAUGCUUAUUCAUCAGUAUAUUAAUUCAAAGGUAAUGUUCUUUACAACUUUGGCAAAGCUGCAGUCCCUUGCGAAACUCUGACCGAUAUUUGGACAUCUCUGAUCGCUAUUUAGACAUCACUGGUAACGUCAUUUUGUUUACCAAUUUGCAUCGAUGCCUAUGUGUUUACUCUGCCUGCAAACAUUCUAUCAUGUUCUCACAUUGUUUAACUCGUCAGAGCAAUUUUAAUCGUCAGAGCAAUUUUAAUGGUAAUGCAAAGCAAAGACUGACAUCUUUACUGACAUUAUUUUGCGGAAUAAAAAUUAGUUAAAUUAUAAGCUAUAGUCUUAUACAGUAUAUUACGAUAUGAAGAUCUGGUCCUUUGUUUCAUGUUGACGGGAGUAUCUUAACCUCUAUUUUGCACUUUUUGUUAAUUGUAUGUGUGUUUUAUUUCAAGGUUAACCAAGAGCUUGAAAU
Messenger RNA from Paramuricea clavata, 6062 nucleotides. The record is from the annotation of a GenBank genome assembly. NCBI's taxonomy places the organism in Eukaryota, Metazoa, Cnidaria, Anthozoa, Malacalcyonacea, Plexauridae.